UCCCAGCUGGAGGAGGAGCAGCAGGCCCUGCAGAAGAAGCUGAAGGGGACGGAGGAUGAGGUGGACAAAUACUCUGAGUCGGUCAAAGAGGCCCAGGAGAAGCUGGAGCAGGCGGAGAAGAAGGCAGCAGAUGCUGAGUCCGAUGUGGCCUCCCUGAAUCGCCGCAUCCAGCUGGUGGAGGAGGAGCUGGACCGCGCCCAGGAGCGCCUGGCCACCGCGCUGCAGAAGCUGGAGGAGGCUGAGAAAGAGGCUGACGAGAGCGAGAGGGUGAUCAUUGAGGGGGAGCUGGAGCGCUCGGAGGAGAGGGCGGAGGUUGCGGAGAGCCGAGUGAGACAGCUGGAAGAGGAGCUGCGCACCAUGGACCAGACCCUCAAAUCCCUGAUGGCCUCAGAGGAAGAGUACUCCACCAAGGAGGAUAAGUACGAGGAGGAGAUCAAGCUGCUAACAGACAAACUGAAGGAGGCCGAGACCCGAGCAGAGUUUGCUGAGCGAUCCGUGGCCAAGCUGGAGAAAACCAUCGAUGACUUAGAAGAGAAUCUGGCCAGUGCCAAAGAGGAGAACGUUGGCAUUCACCAAGUUCUAGACCAGACCCUGCUGGAGCUGAACAACCUCUGAGCCGCUUGAGAGCUCCUCUGUCCACCUGUCCCUGCACCUGAACCCCACUGGCACCCUCUGGAGGUCACCAAGUGAACUGCAUCAUGGCCAAAGCCACACAUCCAUGAGAAGGGAAACCCUGCAGCCUAUACCCUGGCCUGGGGCGUCUUGUCUGUGCACAGCCAGAUCGGCUCUGUCCUGUCUUCAUGUCCAAAAAUUAAAGCAAGUUUAACAAGAUG
Messenger RNA from Pelodiscus sinensis (Chinese soft-shelled turtle), 833 nucleotides. Lineage: Eukaryota; Metazoa; Chordata; Testudines; Trionychidae. The record is from RefSeq and is a predicted model, not a curated record.